Messenger RNA from Didymella exigua CBS 183.55, 1218 nucleotides. RefSeq lists its product as uncharacterized. Gene Ontology annotation, cellular component: nucleus. The transcript is spliced from 5 exons. The record is from RefSeq and is a predicted model, not a curated record. Gene Ontology annotation, biological process: DNA-templated transcription; positive regulation of transcription from RNA polymerase II promoter by galactose. Gene Ontology annotation, molecular function: RNA polymerase II cis-regulatory region sequence-specific DNA binding; zinc ion binding; DNA-binding transcription factor activity, RNA polymerase II-specific. Bases 1 to 1218 code for a protein of 405 amino acids. Lineage: Eukaryota; Fungi; Ascomycota; Dothideomycetes; Pleosporales; Didymellaceae.
AUGAGCUUGAUCAAUACGGAUCAGUCAGCCAAUGCCUCAGAACCUCGUGCGACUAUCAGCCAAGCAGAGUCACGACCGAGGAAAAGAAGCCGGAUCACUGUUGCUUGUGCAAAAUGUAGACGGAAGAAAUCACGCUGCGAUGGCCUCUACCCAAACUGUUCCUCAUGUGCUGAACACGGCUUUAAGUGUGCGUACUCUAACACAGGAGCUUUGACCAGAUCUUCAGCACCCAAAGAACUGACCGCGGGGCUGGAGUCUCAGGUUGCAAUCUUGAGAGAACAGAUCGCUAAGCUGACAUCCAGGGUGGAUGGACUCGAGGGCGAAUCUUCCUGCAGGUUUUUAGAUUCAGCAACUGUUCAAUGCCGGGGCGUUCCUAUCGACCCUACCCCCUUGACCUGUAGCGACCCGAACACAGCGCUUGAAGCCGAAGACCCUACCGAUGGAAUUGGCUCAGUCGCUUUUACUGAAGAAGAACAUUCAGCUUUCUUUGGACCAACAUCCAACAUAGCAUUCACGCGUCAGAUAAUCCGUACAACAAAUCAGGUUCUACACAACGCUGCUUUUGCGGGCACACCUAUCUCUUUGGGAGCUUCAGGUGUCAAGAACCAUGUCAUUCAUGUAUCCCGUCCUUUAUCUCCAGGUCCGGACCUUCUGAGUUUCGCAGGCGAGGCAUCGAUCAAAGCAGAACCGUUUCUUCUUCCACCGACUGGUGAGAUGACGUCCUUGAUUGGCCUCUACUUCACAACAACAGGAUUACUGUACCCCUUCAUCGAUCGUCGCAAGUUCCUCGAGUCAUACCGGCAGAUGAUUGACCUUGGUAUCUCGUCAGUGCGCAGAUCGUGGUUGGGCUUGCUGAACAUGAUAUUCGCGAUAGCAACGAGCGCGAGCUGGGGUCACGACCCUACAGUCACGGCAGAUGCCCGUACCUCAAGAUCAGAUUCGUUCUAUAGGUGCGCAGUGACUCUGAGCGACCGGCAGAUCCGUUAUGUUACAAGUCUCGAAGUUGGUAAGCACUUCCAGCAUCGAACUACACAAAUGCUUCUAUUGACUAGCAUGUACCUACAGGGCACCGAGUACUCCGUCGGGACGUGGAACGUCCACGGGCUUGCAGUGAAAGCAGCUUAUCAGCUGGGACUACACUCUCCUGAUGAUCUAGGUAGCGUCAACAACACCACAAUGAGCCAACGCACCCGGAACUACAUUUCAUCGUCGCCAUGA